AUUGGUAUUUCUUUUACCCGUUAAUUGAAGUGUGAAAAUAAAGUAGGAAAUUAAUGCACGAUCUUCUCCUCCGUCCUCCGCCGCGGAACUGAACGGCCGAGAGUCUCUUGAUAGUCACUCUGCCGUCAACUGUUUCCUCAUUAAUUCGUCGUGGUUUACUCUUCCGAAUCCCAAACAUACAAUUAUAAUCACAAUGAUAUGUGAUUAUCGAAUGAAGGCAGAAUUUUCCGCGAAUUAGGGUUCCAUUCUAGUUAGAACUUGCGGAGAUGGCGCGGCAAAUGACGUCUUCCGCUUUCCACAAAUCAAAAACGCUUGACAACAAAUAUAUGCUCGGAGAUGAGAUUGGAAAAGGGGCUUAUGGAAGAGUCUACAAGGGUUUGGAUUUGGAAAAUGGAGAUUUUGUUGCAAUCAAGCAAGUUUCCCUCGAGAACAUUGCUCAGGAGGAUCUCAACAUCAUUAUGCAAGAGAUCGAUCUGCUAAAGAAUCUGAAUCAUAAGAAUAUUGUGAAAUAUCUUGGAUCUUUGAAGACAAAAACUCAUCUUCACAUUAUACUUGAGUAUGUGGAGAAUGGAUCUCUUGCAAAUAUAAUCAAGCCAAACAAAUUUGGACCUUUUCCAGAGUCAUUGGUGGCUGUUUACAUAGCCCAGGUAUUAGAAGGUUUGGUUUACCUGCAUGAACAAGGUGUGAUUCAUCGUGAUAUCAAAGGGGCAAAUAUCCUGACAACAAAAGAGGGCCUUGUCAAACUUGCAGAUUUUGGGGUUGCUACAAAACUUACUGAAGCAGAUGUUAAUACUCAUUCUGUUGUUGGAACACCUUAUUGGAUGGCCCCUGAGGUCAUUGAAAUGUCAGGAGUUUGUGCUGCAUCUGACAUUUGGAGUGUAGGCUGCACUGUAAUUGAACUUCUAACAUGUGUUCCACCGUACUUUGAUCUGCAGCCAAUGCCUGCCCUCUUUAGGAUUGUACAGGAUGAACAUCCUCCAAUUCCAGAUAGUCUAUCUCCAGCUAUUACAGAUUUCCUUCGUCAAUGCUUUAAAAAGGAUGCUGGACAGAGGCCUGAUGCAAAGACAUUACUUUCACACCAUUGGAUUAAAAACUCAAGACGUGCACUGCAGAAUACUCUUCGUCAUAGUGGAACCCUGAGGAACAUUGAGGAAGUUGGAGCUGGGGGUGCUGAUAUAAGUAGCAGUGAACAAGGGCAUACUAUUGAAACCUCUUCUGCUGAGAAAGAUAAAGCAGAGAUGUCAUCCUCGGAGACUUCAGUUGUUAGCAAGUCUUAUGAGGAUGAAAGCUUAAAAACUAAUCUUACUGAGGAAAGGACAAAUAACCUUGAAGAAGAUACUAUUUCAGAUCAAGUUCCCACAUUUGUUAUCCAUGAGAAAUCACCUAUUGAGACCAGCUCGAGCAGACUUUUGGAUAGUCAUGAGUCAGCAACUUCUAAUUCGGUCGAAGACCAGAGAUCUAACCUAAAUCAGCAGGGUGAAAUGCUGAUAAAUGGUGUGGUGGAAGGUGCUGAGUCUACAAAGAGAACUGUUGUCGCCAGGAAAGUUGAAAAAAAAGGAAGUGCAGUUGGUAUCAUUCACGGAAAAUUUAGUUUUGGUCAAAAGAACCAAGAUUCUAGCCCAAGGAAGGCUGUGAAGGAACCAAUGUCUUCAGGAGGAAAUGAACUUAGUAAAUUCAGUGACUCCCCGGGUGAUGCUUCUUUGGAUGAUUUAUUUCAUCCCUUGGACAAUUUGGAGGACCGGGUAGCUGAAGCCUCUACUUCUGCAUCCUCUUCAAAUGUAAUUCAAGGAAAUAUGGUAUCUGAUGGUGGAAAGAAUGACCUGGCAACAAAGUUACGGGCUACAAUUGCUCAGAAACAAAUGGAGAAUGAAUCUGUUCAGGCUAGUGGUGACCUACUUCGCUUAAUGAUGGGUGUUUUAAAGGAAGAUGUAAUUGAUAUUGAUACUCUGGUAUUUGAAGAUAAAUUGCCUGCAGAAAAUCUUUUUCACCUUCAGGCUGUUGAAUUCAGCAAAUUGGUGUCUUUGCUGAGGCCAGAUGAACCAGAAGAUGUGAUAGUAUCUUCUUGUCAGAAGUUGACAACUUUCUUUCAUCAGCGACCAGAUCAGAAGAUUGUUUUCAUUACACAACAUGGUUUGCUCCCUCUAAUGGAACUGCUUGAGGUUCCAAGAACUCGCGUUAUAUGCUCAGUUCUACAAGUUCUGAAUCAAAUAAUCAAAGAUAACACAGAAUUUCAGGAGAAUGCUUGUCUAGUGGGUCUUAUUCCCAUUGUGAUGAGUUUUGCUGUACAUGAUCGUCCACGGGAGGUGCGCAUGGAAGCAGCCUUUUUUUUUCAACAACUCUGCCAAUCAAGCUCUCUGACAUUGCAAAUGUUUAUUGCUUGUCGUGGUAUACCUAUCUUGGUGGGCUUUCUAGAGGCUGAUUAUGCGAAGUACAGGGAAAUGGUUCAUAUGGCUAUAGAUGGAAUGUGGCAAGUUUUUAAGCUUCAAAAGUCAACCUCUAGAAAUGAUUUUUGUCGUAUAGCUGCCAAGAAUGGGAUACUACUCAGACUUAUUAACACUCUUUAUAGUUUGAAUGAAGCAACCCGUCUAGCUUCUAUAGCUUCUGGUGGUGGGUUUGCUUCAGAUGGUCUAAGUUCACGACCAAGAUCUGAUGCUCUGGAUGCUAACAGUCCAGUUACGCGAAUAGAUUCUACGUUUUAUGGGAAUGACCUGCCUGAUCACCUUAAAGUUAAGCCUGGAGAUCAUAUUUCACAAACUGGAAUACUAGAACCUUCGCGAGCUUCUGCAUCACAUUCUCCUGAAUCGAGAUUCAUUGCUUCAGAUGCUGAUAGGCCUCAAUCCAGCAUUUCUAAUGUGGAGGCAUUAGGUGCUUCAAGAGUGACAGAUCCUGCAUCUUUGGACAGAUUAUCCAAUUCGGCAAUAAAGGAUCACCUUCCUACUAGAGACAGGGAAAGUGUAGACAGGUGGAAGAAUGAGCCUUCUAGAGCUGAAGUUGACCUAAAGCAGCAAAGAGGUGCCAAUAUAACAGGUGGAAGAAUAUCCAUGGAUAGGGCUCCAAAAUCCAUGGAUGCCACAACAAAUGGAUCAUCUGCUCACACUGGUAGUCAGCAAGAAAAUAUUCGACCCCUUUUGAGUUUGUUGGAUAAAGAACCGCCAUCACGUCAUUUCUCUGGGCAGCUUGAGUAUGUGAAACAUCUUACAGGGAUGGAGAAACAUGAAAGCAUUUUGCCUCUUUUACAUGGAUCAACUGACAAGAAAACAAAUGGUCUUGACUUUUUGAUGGCUGAAUUCGCAGAGGUCUCUGGCAAAGGAAGGGAAAAUUCUAAUGUAGAUUCAUUGCCUAGAAGUUCGCCUAAAGCAGCAAAUAAGAAACAUGUGACAUCGAACGGGGGAACUGUUGCUGCUUCUGGAAUUGCAUCACAAAGAGCAUCUGGCGUGCUAUCCGGUUCAGGAGUUUUGAAUGCUAGACCAGGGAGUGCAACAUCAUCAGGACUACUUACCCAUGUGGUCUCACCAUGGAAUGUUGAUGUUGCUCGGGAGUAUCUGGAAAAGGUUGCAGACCUUCUAUUUGAAUUUGCUGCAGCAGACACUGCAGUAAAAUCUUAUAUGUGCAGCCAAAGUCUGCUUAGUCGUCUCUUCCAAAUGUUCAAUAAGAUAGAACCCCCGAUUCUUCUAAAGCUGUUGAAGUGUAUAAACCAUCUGUCAACGGACCCACAUUGCUUAGAACAUCUUCAACGAGCUGAUGCUAUCAAAUAUUUAAUCCCAAAUCUUGAUCUCAAAGAAGGUUCCCUUGUGUCACAAAUACAUCAUGAGGUCCUUAAUGCUCUAUUCAACCUAUGUAAGAUUAAUAAGAGGAGACAGGAACAAGCUGCAGAAAAUGGGAUCAUUCCCCACUUAAUGCAUUUCAUCAUGUCAGAUUCUCCUCUAAGACAGUAUGCAUUGCCUUUGCUUUGUGAUAUGGCUCAUGCAUCGAGAAAUUCAAGGGAGCAGUUGCGAGCUCAUGGAGGACUGGAUGUGUAUCUGAGCCUUCUUGAAGAUAAUAUCUGGUCUGUGACUUCACUAGAUUCUAUUGCUGUAUGCUUGGCCCACGACAAUGAGAAUAGGAAAGUAGAACAGGCUUUGCUAAAAAAGGAUGCUGUCCAGAAAUUGGUGAAGUUCUUCCAGUGCUGUCCGGAACAACACUUCUUGCACAUAUUAGAACCAUUCUUGAAAAUUAUCACAAAAUCUUCUCGAAUAAAUACUACUCUGGCAGUUAAUGGUCUGACACCACUGCUAAUCUCGAGACUUGAUCAUCCAGAUGCAAUAGCUCGUCUGAAUUUGCUUAAGUUAAUAAAGGCGGUAUAUGAGCACCACCCACGUCCAAAGCAACUGAUAGUGGAGAAUGAUCUGCCUCAGAAGCUUAAGAAUUUGAUUGAGGAGAGGAGAGAUGGGCAGAGUUCUGGAGGCCAAGUUUUGGUUAAACAAAUGGCCACUUCACUCCUCAAAGCACUUCAUAUCAACACCGUUUUGUAAUGUAAAUCUUUUUCUUUUUUCCGCUUGUAAAGUUUCUUUAUUCCCAAUCCUCGCUUUGCUUUGUUUCUUUUCUUGUUUUUUCCCUUUUGAUGUUUUUGCUCAUUUUUAAUUGUUAUCCACGUCAAUUUUUUUGUAAUUAUUUUGUUUUGCAAACAAAAGUGAUAUAGCAACUUAAUGUUUGUACCGUUGUUUGAUACUAGUUUAUUUUAAUAUCCUCAUGUAUUAUAUUACUAGCUAUGAUAUACAACCCACUCUUGGGUAAUUUUUUCA
Messenger RNA from Salvia miltiorrhiza (redroot sage), 4781 nucleotides. RefSeq names its product MAP3K epsilon protein kinase 1-like. The record is from RefSeq and is a predicted model, not a curated record. Gene Ontology annotation, cellular component: cytoplasm. Gene Ontology annotation, biological process: protein phosphorylation. The coding region runs from base 267 to 4511 and encodes 1414 amino acids. Gene Ontology annotation, molecular function: ATP binding; protein serine/threonine kinase activity; protein binding. Lineage: Eukaryota; Viridiplantae; Streptophyta; Magnoliopsida; Lamiales; Lamiaceae. The transcript has 24 exons.